Molecule: messenger RNA, 416 nt
Organism: Cariama cristata (Red-legged seriema)
Lineage: Eukaryota; Metazoa; Chordata; Aves; Cariamiformes; Cariamidae
Gene: NOL12
Product: nucleolar protein 12
Exons: 3
Cellular component (GO): nucleolus
Molecular function (GO): RNA binding
Source: RefSeq, a predicted model, not a curated record
AUGAGGCUGAUGAACUGGAGCACUUGGUGACAUCGCGGACAGAAUCUGUGAACAUCGACCACCCAAACCACAUUGUAACAGUGACCACCAUCAGCGACCUGGACCUUUCAGGGCCACGCCAGCUGGGACUGACCACCCCUGCGGGAAAAAAUGAUGAAUCAGAAGAAGAGAAAGGGGAAGAGGUGGUGAACAAGCCUGUAAGAACAAUGCCCAAGAAGUCCAGAAACCCCUUCCUGUCUGAAAAGAUCUCUUCUCUUACUGCCACGCUGCACAUGCAUAGCCGGAAAAAGACAAAAGGAAAGAGAGCCCAACGUGGGCAAGGCCAACGCAAGAAAAUCCAGAAAUCCAGCACGGGGCGAACCACUAAGACUCAGCGACGGAGGCUGACAGGCAAAAUGGGCCGUGACCAAGAUUAA